This is a messenger RNA of Nothobranchius furzeri (turquoise killifish), 1183 nucleotides long. The record is from RefSeq and is a predicted model, not a curated record. Lineage: Eukaryota; Metazoa; Chordata; Actinopteri; Cyprinodontiformes; Nothobranchiidae.
GCUUCACCUCUGGAAACUGAUGAAAUGCUCCCACUUGAGCCAAAACUCAUCUUCCACCGCAGCACAGAGCAAAUCUGGGGCUGUCAGCAGGGCUGGGUGUUAUUUUAAAAACAACUUUAGCUCACUGGAAUCAUUUUCUGGCCCCUUUAAUGUCCAUUUUGGUCAGCUUCCUGAAAAACAAAAGGAAAAAUCAUAUUGAGGAAGUACUGGUUUUGCUACUUUCAGGAAAUCCUCAAGACUUUAUUCACUGAGACAAAGUGAGAGGAGACGAACCGAGAACGGCUUCAACUACAUGCAGGGUCUCAACAUGAAACCACAACACCUACGUCAGCUUUCUGUCAUUCGGACCUGGAUCGUUUGGCUUCUCUGCUCUUCUGUGUGUUCAGGAAUGAGUGAACCAACUCUUAGAUUGAAGAGAGGAGUGUUUGUGGCCUUCUCGGGAGAAGAUCUCAGCAUCAACGUCACCCUGACAAGUCCGGUUAAUCAGACUGAAGAUGUCCUACUUUGCGUCGAUCCUUCUGGCAACGAGCUGCAUCGCUUUGACAUCCCAAAAGUAGGAAGUGUUCCUCUGAUAGCCAAUCGGACAAUCCCUCUGAAGAACCUGAGCAGCUCAGGAACAUACCACUGCUCCUUUAAAGGGGCCAGGGUGACCUGGUUUGUACGAGUCAGAGCUAAAGGCUACAGGGAGCCCGUGAUGCAUGACUACACGGAGUUCAUCACUAUGGCCGUCUUCACCGGUGUGCUGCUGCUAUUCAGCAUCUUCGGCUCCAUUUACGUCUGCAGAGGACAUUGGAAGGAGACUUUCCCUGAAAGUGGCGACAGUGACAGAAACAGAAAACACACCACAAACACAGAACCAGAGGAAGACCCCAUGGACAUGACGACAGCUCAGUCCACUUCUUUCUAUGCUAGUCUAGAACCUCGGCCCAGAUCCAUCUACGAAGUGCUGGACCGCUCAGCUGUCAGAACAGAGUCAAACAAAAAGAAGCCCAAAUCCCUGAAGAAAACGGCAGAAGAUGCUGCAGCACAUCAGGAUGGAGGCAUCGAGUGUGUUUAUGAGAACUUUCAGGACUAAAAUAAAUUCGUUGUAAGUUGAAUGUUCUGUUAAGACUGAUACUGAAUAAACAAAUAUGCUGUGCAAGACAGUAACAUAACUUUUUGUCAAUAAAUAUGUUGAAUUCAA